Notothenia coriiceps (black rockcod) is the source of this 659-nucleotide messenger RNA. RefSeq names its product Krueppel-like factor 5. Gene Ontology annotation, biological process: regulation of transcription by RNA polymerase II. Bases 51 to 644 code for a protein of 197 amino acids. NCBI's taxonomy places the organism in Eukaryota, Metazoa, Chordata, Actinopteri, Perciformes, Nototheniidae. The record is from RefSeq and is a predicted model, not a curated record. Gene Ontology annotation, molecular function: RNA polymerase II cis-regulatory region sequence-specific DNA binding; DNA-binding transcription factor activity, RNA polymerase II-specific. The transcript has 2 exons.
AGCACCAGCACCAGCAACAGCACCAGCACCAACAUCAGCACCAGCAAAAUAUGGACACGGAGCUCCACAUCGGCCCCCCGGCCCCUCAGUCGCAGGUCUACAGCAUGCCUUUAUCCGGCUGUGGGGACCUCACCAUGACUCUGUCCCACAGCAGCCCGUCAACACACGCCUCAGCGAGCGGCAGGACCAUGCAGAACCUUGGCAACGUCGCAUUGCAGACAAACAACGGCAACUACAUGAUGGCCGAGCACCAGCUACAGCAGCAUCAUGGUUAUUACCACGCCUCUCCGUCACACACAGCGCCACACAGCCUGCCCCCGUCCCCCCCCAACUCUCAGCCGGGGAGUCCAGACAAUCAGGCGGAGCUGCUGAGUUUAGCACCGCAGCUCCACCUGGCCUACCAGCAGCGCCUGGGAGGGAUGAAGGUGACGGGGCUUUCUCCACACGCCAUGCUGAUGACACACGGCCAGGGGGUCCUGACGGGCCCCAAAUACAACAGGCGGAACAACCCGGAGCUGGAGAAGAGGAGGAUCCACUUCUGUGACUUCCAAGGCUGCUCCAAAGUUUACACAAAGAGCUCCCAUCUGAAGGCUCACCAAAGGACGCACACAGGUAAGAAAACACUCCUCUGUGGAUUUAACUGACACAAGAUGACAUCA